Molecule: messenger RNA, 1567 nt
Organism: Carya illinoinensis
Lineage: Eukaryota; Viridiplantae; Streptophyta; Magnoliopsida; Fagales; Juglandaceae
Product: probable inactive poly [ADP-ribose] polymerase SRO5
Exons: 6
Coding region: 31-1236 (401 amino acids)
Molecular function (GO): NAD+ poly-ADP-ribosyltransferase activity
Source: RefSeq, a predicted model, not a curated record
AUUUCUUAGUCAUGCCAACCUCUACUGCCCAUGCCACAGGCGUUUAUAGCCUACAAAAACAGCAAUUCUCCAGUCAAUUACUAUGUGCCAAUAAUACAUAAGCAUUAUUCCCUUCUAUGCACAUACUUCUUCUCCAAGUAUAUGGAGAAUAUUAAUGGAGAUCAAUGUCUGUCAUCGCCCUCUCAGAUCAGAAACGUUAAUCCCUCUUCGGGUGGGUCUGCGACUUCAAAGCCUAACACUUCGUCUGAACAAGAACUCCACGAGCAAGUUGGGCAAACGGGAAUGGAAGAUUCGGAUUCAAAGACCAUUAGUGAUCAAGAAGGAUCGCUCUCCAGUUGCGAAAGCGGCGUUUCUGCUGCUAUUUCUAAGCAUUCCCCGGUGUUCGAUGACGGGUUGCUUAGGCUGGUUGAAGGAGAGAGAGUUUACGACGGUAUCAAGAGGAGACUCGUGUUGGGUUUCGCUUCCCGUGGCGUGCAUGUAACGGUUGUCGGCAUUCAUAGAAACGGUUUUGGUGGUGUGAGGGGACAAGCGAUAUCGAGUUCGUUUCGGAUUUACUCGAAGGCAAUGGAAGAGAAGUUCGGACCUGGCAAUGCGAAUAUCAAGUAUGCCUGGUAUGGCGCUUCCAAGGAUGAGAUAGCCCAUAUUGUUUCACAUGGUUUUUGUCAUUGUGGCAUUUCUCGGAACAACGGAUUGUUUGUGGGCGGCGUUUGUCUUUCACCAGAUGAUUCACCUCUGGAAAGUGCAUGCAACUCGGUUGUUGACGAGGACGGUCUGCGAUAUCUUUUACUUUGUCGUGUUAUAUUGGGGAAGACAGAGCUUGUGCAGAUCGGUUCCGAGCAGUGUCAUCCGAGUUCUGAAGAAUUUCAUUCAGGCGUGGACAAUCUUGCGGCCCCUGGGAAGUAUAUUGUGUGGAGUACCAACAUGAACACUCAUAUUUUGCCCGAGUUUGUAGUAAGUUUCAGAGCUCCAUCUUGCUUGGCAGGGAUGCCGAAGCCACAGCGUAUUCCUACUUCAACUUGGAUGCCAUUUACAAUUCUAAUUUCAGAGCUUCCCAAGUUCUUACCUCCGCACACCGUCUCAGAACUGAGCAAGUAUUAUGAAGCUUUCAAGGAAAAGAAGAUAUCGCGAAAUGAAUUCAUACAAAUACUGAGACACAAAGCAGGAGAUGAGUUGCUGACUUCGGUCAUCAAGUCAUACAGAGCCGAGAAAGGUGGGGCACCAAACAGCCUCAAAUAAAGGGUAUGUCAAAAUGAAGUGAGGAUGGAGCAGACUACUAAUGGUUCGCUUUUGUUUGCAGAAUUAGAAGUUUAGUUUUCAAUUUCUGUCAAGAACUACAAUGCUGAUGGUUUUGGCCUACACUAGCUACUUCUAAAGGAAACAGAUGGGUUGGGAUGCAGCAGAUGCUGGAGGUGCUAGAUGGUGUAGUAUCAAUCUGAGUAGUUAGUUUUUUAAAUAAUGGUGACCCUCUCUUUUGUAAUCACCUGAUAUGGUCAGUUGACUCAGUUGUGGUAAAAAAAUUUCUAGGUCAUAAUUGGUUCAAUAUCAGUUUUGGUAAGGUUUUGAGUCC